AUGAUUAGUUAUGAAUUAAUUCUUAGUUCUGCAGUUCUAGCUGUUAUUUUACUAACGGGAACUUUCCACUACACGUCAAUUAUCGAAAGUCAACAGAGUGUUUGAUUUAUUAUCCCACUUCUACCAUUAUUCAUUGUAUUUUUCAUCUCAGUAUUAGCCGAAACUAAUCGUACACCAUUUGAUUUACCUGAAGCGGAAUCUGAAUUAGUAGCGGGAUUCUUUACUGAGCAUAGUAGUAUUAUUUUUGUGUUUUUCUUCUUAGCCGAGUAUUGUAGCAUUGUACUUAUGUCUUCAUUUAGUGCUAUUCUAUUUUUAGGUGGCUAUAUUAUGCCUGAAAUUGUGUCUAAUGAUACUUUUAUUAAUAUUCAAAGUAUUGUUUUAGCUCUUAAAACUUGUAUUUUCUGUUUCAUUUUUGUAUGA
Molecule: messenger RNA, 420 nt
Organism: Microbotryum saponariae
Lineage: Eukaryota; Fungi; Basidiomycota; Microbotryomycetes; Microbotryales; Microbotryaceae
Source: the annotation of a GenBank genome assembly